This is a messenger RNA of Tetrahymena thermophila SB210, 2550 nucleotides long. Its product is annotated as Serine/Threonine kinase domain protein. Lineage: Eukaryota; Ciliophora; Oligohymenophorea; Hymenostomatida; Tetrahymenidae. The record is from RefSeq and is a predicted model, not a curated record. The transcript is spliced from 6 exons. Gene Ontology annotation, molecular function: ATP binding; protein serine/threonine kinase activity. Gene Ontology annotation, biological process: autophagy; protein autophosphorylation; autophagosome organization. Gene Ontology annotation, cellular component: autophagosome; cytoplasm.
AACCAAAUAAUAAAAUUAAAAAAAGAAAAAAAGAAAGAAAAAGUAGUAAUUAAUUGUCAUUUAAGAAAAAAGAGACGAUAGUAAUUUAAUCAAAUAUACAAAACAAAAGCUUAUCUAAAAGGGAAUAACAAUAGUAUGAAGCUACAAUCUUUCGUUCCGACUACAAUAUAAGGGCAGCCUAUCAUUUAGUAAUAGGGGUAAAUAAUUGGAUUUAGUUAGAAUCAGCAAGUGUUUUAGAAUGGCGUGAUAGGUCAAAACUAAGGAACAUAGUAGUAGUUUGUGCCUAAAAAAGUUAUUGAGCAUUAUUCAUAUCAGCUGAAUGAUUAAAUAGGUAAGGGUUACUCAUCUAAGGUAUUCAAAGGGAAAGACGAGCGUACUGAUGAGGAAGUUGCAGUAAAAGUCAUAGAUAUGAAAAUGAUGAGCAAUGAAGUCUAACUAUUUCUACUUUAAAAUGAAAUUUCUGUUAUGAAAAAAUUAGCACUGACUGGAAAUAUCAAUAUCUUAAAGCUAAACGAUGUUUUUUAGACUGCAAAUAAUACUUAUAUUAUAACUGAAAUAUGCAAUUAGGGAGAUUUAAGAGAUCUUCUCAAAAAGUAUAACACUUUAGAAGAGUCUUAAGCUGUCAAGAUUCUCAAGCACAUUAUCAAUGGUUAUAGAGAACUUGCCAAGCAUAGAAUUGUUCAUAGAGAUAUCAAACCCGCAAAUAUACUUAUUAAUGAUGGUAUCCCAAAAUUAGCAGACUUUGGCUUUGCUAAAGACAUAGAUGCUCCUCCUUACAAGUACUAUUACAAUGUAGGAACACCAAUGUACAUGUGUCCUUAAAGCUUGUAAAAAAAUGAGUAUUCGAUAAAGAGUGAUAUUUGGUCUAUUGGUGUGCUAUACUUUGAACUUUUAUAUGGAGUUACUCCUUGGACUGCUGAGACUGAAAAAGAGUUACAUCACAAAGUUUGCAAUGUGCCUGUUUAAUUCCCAAAACACAUAAAAAUUUCAAAUGAAUCAAUAGAAUUUAUCAGAGGAUGUCUUCAAGUUGAUGAAAGAAGAAGAUUCUCUUUAGAAUAAAUAGAAAAUCAUCCUUUAAUGAAGCUAAAUUUCAAGAAGGAUAUCAAAGUUAAAAAUGAGGGUUCUUUAAAGAACAUACCUGCAUAACAAUAGUAACAAGUAUAACAAUAGUAAUAAGCAUCUCAUAACAUGAAAAGACCAUCUUCUUAAUAGUAGUUGCCAUCUUCGACUAAUAUUCCUAACUUACCUUCAGGUAUUCAUCAAUAAGAAUCUGGAAAAGAAAAUUCUCCUCCCUCUAAAGAAAAUCUUGGUUCUCAUUAAAAUCUAUAGCAUCAAAGAGGUCACAAAACUGAGUACAGAAGAGCUGAUAACGAUCUAUAACCAGGUUAAAUGACAGCAGCAGCUGUUUAAACACCAAAUAUCCCUAUGAUUCCUACAACUACUAUUGCAUCUAAUGGUAAUUAAGUUCAAUAAGGUAGCAAUUAAGUAGGUACACCUAUUAAUGGUAUUGGCGGUAAUCAAGACUUUAACAUUCUUAGAAGUGAAGGUCGUAAACUUACCCCAAAUAUGUAAUAAAUUCCUCCAUAUAUUCCUAAGGAAGAAAAGGCCCUUCACGAAUAAUAACAAAAUGAUUAAAUCAAAACAACAUAUUCACACUCAUAAAACCAUGCAGAUGUUGUAGGAAAUAUUCCUUCGUCUUUAAGUUCUCAACAAUAAUAAGUGGAAGAAUCAAAAAACACUCAACCAUUAGAAAAAAUAAAUGAUUCCCUAUAGAACAACAACAAUAACUAGACAAUUGGCUAAUAAACCAAUAACACAACUGUUUCAAACAACAAUGGAAAUGAAUUAUAAAAUAAUGAUAAAAUAAUUUUAGCUUAAAUCAAUUUGUGUCGUUUCUUAUUCCGUCUUUCUAAAUUAGCUGAAGAGAGCAAUAUAAUAGAAAGCCCUAUGCUUAAAGAAAAGCUAGUCUUCUUGAUAUUAAAAAACAUAAUGGUGAAAAUAACAAAACUAAAUAAUAUGAAUGAGUCCAAUUAGAAUAGCUUGAACUUGUCUGACUGGUCAAACUACACAAAAACUGAAAGUUUCAAAAGAUUCUAGAUUGUGAUAAGUGAAUAUUAUACUAAGUAUUAGACUCACUUCAAAUAACGCUGGGAAAGUGGUAUUUUUGCUCAACAAGCUACUAAGAGCGAGCUAUAAAAAGACAAAAAAUUUGAUGCUAUCUUUGAUGAUAACUUCAUGGAAUUCGAAAGUUUUUAUAUUAUUUUACAAUCAUUCUUACGUUUUACUAUUCGUGAAAUUAACCAUAUUGCUAAGGGUAGAGUGAAAAACGAGUAAGAUGUUUUACCUAACGAUUUAGAGUAGAGCAUUGUUUUGCUUGACUACUUAAUCACCUUCUAUUAAUUAACAAACCUUAUAUUAGACCACUUCACUAACUACCUCUAUUUUGCUGAUCACUCUAAAAUAGAGCAAAUUGCUGAAGGUCGCCCUGUUAGAUUAAACAAAACUCAUUAUGCAUAAAUUAGAAGCAAAAUAUACACUCUUGAAAUAUGA